AUGUCUGCAAGUACAGCCAGCAUCGAAUCGGGAAACACAAACUACACAGAAGUUCAAGAUAAAAAGCUCGAGAACGAUCUAGACAAGUUUAACGAGGACUUCAACAAACUUAGUGCAAGCGUCAGUGAUCCACAGGCGCUGCAAGUGGUUGAAACGGAUGCUAAAAUUGAGGAAACGAUAGCAAAUGCCGAAAAUGAUGAACUCGAUGAGGUUAAAACUACUGCGGAACGUGUUGAUGAACCUCCAUCAGUAACAGACACGCCUACCAAUAGUGAUGAAACUGAAGUUAAGCAAGCUGAGCUCGAAACUGGAGUAGAGAACGAUUCGGGAUCAGAAGUAAGCUUAUCGGCUUAUGGAGAUGAAGCUGAAAUUGAUGUGAGUGCAAAUACUGAAAGAGAAGCAGAGGAAAAUUUAGCAGCUGAAACUGUUGAGGAGCCCCACAAUGGCGAUCGGCCAGCCAGUGUCAUCGAAGAACCAUCAAAUGUACCUGAAAAAGAGCCCGAGGAGUCAACUCUAAUGCACACAACAGAACAUGGUAACGUUCAGGACCUGCCACCACCCUUGCCCUCCCGUAAGCCCAGCGACGUUUUAAAAGACACCCCGCAACCAAUUCAUGCAGUUCCUCCUCCAUUGGAAGAGGAAUUGAAGUCCGAUGUGUUCCGCAGCUCAAUCGCUGCGCUGAAUGUGAAAUCAGGACCACCACCACCACCACCUGUGCCGCCAAGAUCAAGUCACAAGAGAUCCGUAAGCGCGGACUUCGACCUUGUAUUGAGUAGGUUUCAAGAAAAUGAAGACGAUUACAUGUCGAAAGAUGACACCACGCAAGAAAAUCUACAAGAAGGUGCCCGAGUUUUGAAGUCGAGCUACACCGCCUUCUUGGAGACCGUGGAGCCUUCUCAGGGCCUAUCACCGCAGAAAGACGAUUCUGAUGAAGAUAAUGAUGAGCUCACCACGGUGGACUGGCCCUUUUGGACCCGACUUGUGAGCAACUACGCGGAAGUUGCCAAAAAAGACUCCUUUAAACUUGAGCAGGAAAUCGCUGGCGGAAUACCGCCGCAAGUCCGUGGCAUAAUAUGGCAACUUUUAUCUUCGUCCAAAUCUAAAGAAAUUGACGUUGAAUACGCAAAUCUCCAGAGCCUUGAAUCUCCGCACGAGAAGGCUAUUGAGAGGGAUCUUUCAAGAACGGCAUUUAUACCUCAAGAAAAAGCAGGAUCGCUAUUCGGAGUUUUAAAAGCCUACUCAUUGCAUGAUCCUGAAGUUGGAUAUACUCAAGGCAUGGCGUUUGUGGCCACCGCAUUGCUGCUGAACGUGGAAUCAGAAUCAGAGGCUUUUGGACUCUUGAUUAGUUUGAUGGUGGGAUAUGGUUUAAGAGAACUUUACCUGCCAAACAUGCCGGGGCUGCAUCUUAAGCUGUAUCAAUUUGACAGACUGAUAGAGGAAAACUCCCCCUCGCUUUACAAUCAUUUGGCAAGACAAGGGGUUAGGUCCUCGAUGUAUGCUUCGCAAUGGUUUUUGACUUGCUUUGCAUAUCGAUUUCCGCUAUGCUUUGUUCUCCGCAUACUUGAUGUCGUUUUCGUGGAGGGGCUGGAAGCCAUAUUGAAAUUUGCGUCCGUGCUGAUGCUCAAAAAUGAAAAAGUCUUGAUGACGUUGCAGUUUGAGCAGCUUUUGGAGUUCCUGAAGAAUGGCCUUUUUGAGUACUACUUAAAGACACCCGAUGGUUCCAAAAGUGGAUCUGGAAUUUACAAGAUAAGUUCCCAGGAAGAAAGGGCAGUGUUGACAGAACAAGACUACGCGGUCAAUGCAUUUGUCAAAGAUGCCAUGCAUGAGAUAAGCAUUACUCCCAUAUCUCUGAGAAGGUACAUUGCCGAGUAUAAAGAAAUCCAUCUUCUGGAAUCGCAGAAAGAGGCGCAAUUGGAUACACUCCGUAUAAAGAACAAACAAUUGCACAAUGAAGUCCGCAAACUCGAGCGAGACCACACUGUCUUGAACCGAGAGCACAUCAACAUCGCGAAUGAGUUGAUUGAAAAUAGAUUGCAUUUGGAAACGCUUCAGGAUCAAAAUCAGGACCUACAAUCGGAAGUGAAGCAGCUCAAGGUUCAACUUCGCGAAGAAAUUCGAAAACAGACGCUACCCAAUCCUGAUUCGCAGAUACCCACGGACUUGCGUGCCGAUCUAAAGGAAACCAUGGCUCGCAACCUAGAAGUCAUGAAUGCCAACCAAGAACUACAAGAGAGAAUUGUUGAACUUGAACACCAACUUACGAAUGCCAGACAUGGCAAAUCAAAAACGGGAACCGCUGCAAAUACGGGAAACUGGAAGACACUACGAAAGGUUUGGAAAUGA
Molecule: messenger RNA, 2343 nt
Organism: Lachancea sp. 'fantastica'
Lineage: Eukaryota; Fungi; Ascomycota; Saccharomycetes; Saccharomycetales; Saccharomycetaceae
Source: the annotation of a GenBank genome assembly